This is a messenger RNA of Clonostachys byssicola, 1797 nucleotides long. NCBI's taxonomy places the organism in Eukaryota, Fungi, Ascomycota, Sordariomycetes, Hypocreales, Bionectriaceae. The record is from the annotation of a GenBank genome assembly.
AUGGGUAUCUGUGGUGUCCUUCACGAUACCAAGGAGACCUUUGUAUGCUCCCUUCUUGACAAUAACGGUCUGCUCUAUGGCUCUGUCGCGACCGAACUUCUGAGGCUGCGGGGGCUUGUUCUCGGCGCCAUUCUUGUGGAGCUUCAGAGCUGGGUUCAUGGCAUUGAGAUCGGGGGUGGAGGAUGCAGCGUUGACUCGGCCACCCUUGGCAGCGAUGGUGUUGACCAUGCUAGCCUUGGUAACGAACACACCGGCGUUCUCAGUGCUGUCAUUGCGGUGGAUGUGGAUGAUUUUUCCUUGUCGUUGCUGGCCCGUGGCCUCUUUGACAACAUCGUCCAAUCUGAUUUCGGAACCACUGCGGUCAGCAGCAACAGCUUGCUUUCGCUUCGGCAGCUUGUUGGGGAUCUAUUCACGGUCCACCUUGACGAUACAACCCACGGUGGUAGGGUCGAGCUGUACCAGAUCUUGCAACUCGAACUGCCCGAGAGAGCCCUGCCCACCGAUAUCACUAGCCUCACGCAAGUCCUUGCUGAAGACAGUGACUUCAGUGUUGGUCUGAUCCGUAAGGAGAGUCACACGAUCCUCGGAAAUCUUGACCACGGUACCGACCUCGUCACGGAACUUGCUGCCACCAAUGACCUUGACGUGGUCACCAAUUCGAAAGCGCUUCCGCAGUCCCUUCGUAGGCACUUCGAUGGUUUGUCCAGCAAGGUCGCCCUCAGUCACCGACAUCGUGACGAUAUCGCCCUGUACGUUCGUUGCCUUGCCUACGACACCUUUUUGCUCUCCAGAGUACACUUCAAUAAUGUCACCAGGGAGGUAGGUAACCAUCUUGUUGCUGUCCUUCAAACUUGCCGCCAGGGCCUUGAGGUCAAGGUUCUCAGUACCAUCUUCUGCUCCGGAUGCGAAUCGCGUAACUUCUUCGAGCGACGGGUUUACCUCUGUCACCACGAGCUGUUGGAUCUUGACAUCCUUGACACAGAAUCCUCUCUGGGGGGGUUUGGGCCCAGUGCCGGGGAAGCGCUUCCUCUUCCCAUCAGCCCCAGCAGUCAGGGAAUCGUCUCUCACACCGUAAUCCAGACGGGGGAUAUAGCGGACUCGUGCCUCCAGCCCGUUCUCGGUAACGUCGAUAACUUGUGCAAGGUCACCGUUGUACUUGAAGGGUCGGCGAAGGCGCACCCAGGCACCAGGCUCCAAGCUCGAGUCCUUGGUAACGCGGAAGAGUUCAGGCAUGACCAUCUUGGAACGCGGGUACACGUUGAGCAUGCCGUCGAGGGCCUUCAUGAUAUCGUUCUGGCGCUGGGCUUCCACGUAGAUGAAGCCCUUCAUGACGGACUGCGCACCACCUCGCUCGAACGCGGCAGUAAUGGCAAGUUCGUCUCUCGUGCCCUGGCGCUCCUCGAUUCUCUUCAUGAUGGAGAAGACGACCUCACGCUCCUUGCCUUCCUUGCACCGGACUCCCCAGAUGCUCGGGUCAUCCACGCUAGGGAGCAGGAGACGCUUGGGGACAACGGCCGAAUCGCCGAGACCCUUAGUCGGGCGGCGGUUUCCGUAGCGCUGGCGAAGGAUCUCGGCCUGCUUCUCGGCAUCGAGACUCGAUUCCAUCUGUCUCUGACGGUCGAGCUCGCGAUGUCGUCGGUCGUCGUCAAAGCGGUUCGUGUCAGCGACAUCAUCAGGAUGGGCGUUGUCGAUGAAGCCCUCUAUUUCUUCGCCGUCUCGUUCCUCAUCCUCGCCUUCGUCUUCGUCAUCGACUUCGGCUUCGAUAUCGAAGAGAGCAAUCGGCAGGCGCUGGGUUGA